UUUACAUCAUCUAACUUGUAUAUCCUACCAAAACAAAAAAAAUAGAAAAUUAUUUUCAAAUUUAAAUUAGGGAAGGAAAUUAAAAAAAUGGAUCAGCAUUGUCGGUUUUGUGGAGAAAAAAGGGAAAAUCUUUCCUCAAUUGAGGAUCUUGAUUUACGUAUUGUUGUUUGGUUAUCUAAAAUUAUAGAUCUUAGAGAAGAGAAUUUACCCAACAAUAUCUGUUAUACAUGUUUGUGCACAAUUGAAGAUAUAAACCAUUUCAUAUCCAAAAUUUUGAAAACUUAUGAGAGCUUUAAAAAUGAGAUAUUUGCCCUGGAAACAGAAAGACAUCAAAAUGACGAAAACACAAGUUUGAUGAGUUCGUAUGAAAAAGAGGUAAUGAAUGAAGAAUACUUGCUCGACAAUGAAAACAAUAUGGACGAAGUAAAUCAUUUUUUGCUCGAUAAUAAUGAAAUCAUUUCUUGUCAAAAGAGACCAGAUACCGAGAAACUUCUGAAACCUACCCAAACUUAUAUCUGUUCUUUAGAACUAAAUACGACUGCAGAAAAGCCAACACAUUCGGCUAUACAUGAUAAGAAAAAAGAUGUAAAUAAAUUCAAUUAUAAAUGUAGAUUUUGCGAGUUUGAAUGCAAUGAUCGUGAAAAAAUUGCUUUUCAUAUGAAGGCAGAUCAUUUAAAUAAUAACAAAAAUGCUCUCUUUAAAGAUUUAUUAGCUAUAGUUGUUGAUCAAAAAACCCUUACGAAUAACUCAAACAAAAACCCUAAUAUAAAUUUCGGAAGCUGUACUGAAAAUUUAGUGAAUAUUAGUAGUACCAUUGUUGGAGAAAUUAAUAAUGUAAGCAAUGGAAGCAAAACCAAAUCAAUAAAUUUUGAAAAUGGCAUCGAUUAUAUGAAGUUGCUCAAUCUGGCCGAUGUUUAUGAAUGUAAAAUAUGUAAAAUAAACUUUUCAAAGAAAAUAUCGUUUAAUAAGCAUUGGGAUGCAAUUCAUUUAACUAGAGAAGAAAAAGAAUUAAGAAAAGAAAAACGCAAAAGUCGAGAUCAAUAUUUGUGUCCAGAAUGUGGAAAAAGUUUACCUACCGCUUUCAAAUUAGAUUAUCAUAUAAGAAUGCAUAAAAACGAUCGAAGAUAUAAAUGUAAUUUGUGUCCAAAAUCGUAUUUUUCUAAAAGCCAUUUGGAAGUACACUCUAAUAGCCAUUCAGGGCAAGUGAUCGAAAAGAUGUAUCUAUGUGAAAUUUGUCGCAGGAAAUGUCGAACGCCUAGUGAGCUUAAAAUUCAUCAGAGAUUUCAUCUCAAGGAAAGACCCUUCAGCUGUAAUUAUUGCCACAAAGCAUUUUACUUAAAAAGUCAUUUACAAUCUCAUAUAAAUGGACAUAUGAAUGAACACACAUAUGUGUGUACAGAACCUAGUUGUACUCUCUCUUAUAGAGACAAAAAUGCUUUUAGACGACAUAAAGAUUCACAUGUGCCUGAUAUAGAAAAACAUUUUGAAUGUGAUGUGUGUAGAAAGAAAUUUUCAACUUUUGGGAUUUUAAAAGAUCAUCGAAGGAAAUCUCACAGCAGAAAACACAAACAAAAUCCGUUAAUUGAAAACAACUUCGCAGAAAAUUUUAAUGAAUAAUUUGGUAUUAACUUUUAUAAAGUCUAUAAAAUAAUCGUAGGAUUUACUUUUGAGUUUAUG
Molecule: messenger RNA, 1677 nt
Organism: Condylostylus longicornis
Lineage: Eukaryota; Metazoa; Arthropoda; Insecta; Diptera; Dolichopodidae
Product: zinc finger protein 267-like
Exons: 3
Coding region: 88-1617 (509 amino acids)
Biological process (GO): regulation of transcription by RNA polymerase II
Cellular component (GO): nucleus
Molecular function (GO): zinc ion binding; RNA polymerase II transcription regulatory region sequence-specific DNA binding; DNA-binding transcription factor activity, RNA polymerase II-specific
Source: RefSeq, a predicted model, not a curated record